Molecule: messenger RNA, 3226 nt
Organism: Paramacrobiotus metropolitanus
Lineage: Eukaryota; Metazoa; Tardigrada; Eutardigrada; Parachela; Macrobiotidae
Product: vascular endothelial growth factor receptor 1-like
Exons: 8
Coding region: 126-2873 (915 amino acids)
Biological process (GO): carbohydrate metabolic process; positive regulation of kinase activity; multicellular organism development
Cellular component (GO): signaling receptor complex
Molecular function (GO): transmembrane receptor protein tyrosine kinase activity; hydrolase activity, hydrolyzing O-glycosyl compounds; ATP binding
Source: RefSeq, a predicted model, not a curated record
UUCGCCGUAUAUGUUAUUGCAGGAAAUGCGGUAUAUGUAGUUCCUGUUAGUAAGCAUUGCCGUGCAAGGCCAGGAUUUUUUACUAAGAGUAUUUGUUUAUUUACUUGGGAUGCUACAAACGCGUUAUGGCCAGAAACGCAGAAUCCAGAUUCCAUAACUCCAAUUUCUGCUGCUUUUUAAUGUUUUCCUUGCAAUUACCACAGCUAUUAACAGCUGACAUCACGGACAGUGCACUAAUGUCUAGCGCCUUUCCGGCUGGCAGCAGCAUUGCACUCGACGAUUACUGUAACCGAGAAGGACCCGUGAUAACUGCAUCAAAAUACGGUGGAACAUUUCAGUUCUCAAAAUAUCCAUUGAGGAACUGCAACGUUUCUCUAACUGUUGCCGUUGUUCCUGUUAAUCACCGAAAAUACACGUUGUAUGUCAAUGUGAGAGAAUUGCAUAUGCCUCAAACGGACGUCAUUUAUGUAUAUCAGCACCAGACAGUGAGCAACUCCACCAUGCUUAUUUUGUUAAAAGAAAUGUGGACUUGGCGAGACAGUAGUACUUCUACAAAAUACCAGCUUACAAAAAGUGCUGGGCAGUUUCGUACAGCCGCCUUCUCCCACACCACUGCGUUGUCACUGGAGGUCAUCCGAAAUGGGAUUCCGGUGGAGGAAGACCAUCGCGUUGUUUUUGAAUAUACUCUCACAGUCGAUACGCUGUGGGCCAGUGAGUCUCAACAAUGGGUAUAUUGUCCAGCACUAAAAGGAUACGUGUAUGGCGAAUUGGCUUGCAAGAACAAGGACCAUCUGACAUGUCCCACUGCAUUCAAAAACAGUGUUCGGAUACACAAUCCAGCGAUACCUGUUGAAAGUCCUUGCAAAAGCAGGGUAGACAUGUAUUAUGAUUCUUCGCCGGCUAUUCGUGAUACUUUUACUAAAACCAUUGCAGUUGUCCACAAGGCGGAAAAGUAUCGUGAAGAUUUCGAGAGCCCGUCUCUAAGCGGCUGGAGAACCCGCACUGCCACAAAAUCGCUCGGUAUGAACCGCACUAUGCGUUUACGCCCUGAGAAUGUGCAGGUCGCCGAUGGUUUACUACAAAUCCGUGCGGAAGUCAGAUCCGAUAGCUCUUCCCGUCCUUCCUACUACGCUGGCCAAAUCAGUAGUGGAUCUGUCUUCAGCUUUACUUACGGGGAAGUCGUGAUACGCGCCAAGCUGCCGGUGGGUAAUCUCCGCUUCUUGUCGGUUGCAUCCUACUUUCGUCUGGUUGAUCAUCGAUGCGCCUUUGAUGAAUCGCCAGUGUGUAAGGAGCAAGCGAUCUACAUUGCUGAUUUAAUAACGGCUGAUUCAAACCGCGUGGAGAUCGGAGUCAGCUACGGUCCGCCGUCGUUGGGCGAUGUCGCCGACUUUGUAUAUGCCGCCGACAGCUGUUUAGCCGACGGGCAGUUCCACCUGUUUAGAAUGCAGUGGCGGAAAGACCGCAUUACAUGGUUCGUCGAUGAUGUAGAAAUCAAAGCGCUGACAGAUGUGGAAAAAAUUCCGACAACUCGAAUGCAGAUAUUGAUCGAACUAGCGGCGUUCCCGGGAUUCCGUCCGGCCAACAUGACAACAGAGUUGUUGAUUGACUACAUCAUCGUGCGAGAAGAUUUGCCUGAGGGAGCAGAUCUGCAGCUGAAAAUCUGGGCUUCUGUUGGCACGCUCCUAUCGGCUGUACUGCUGUUAUUAGGUUUGCUUUGUUAUUGGCACAGGCGGAUGAAACGUCGGGAAGCUGCCAGUACGUCUGUGGCUGAUGUAAGAGCUGCGACAAACAAGCACAUCACUGAAAUGUACCGUGCAUGGACAAUGCCGGCGACGGUCGCUCGACUAAAAAUUCCAAGACGGGCUUUGAAAAUAGAGAGAAAACUCGAUGAAGGCGAGUUUGGAAUUGUCUGGAAGGGACGAGCAAUGAAGCUGCGGCAAUGCGCUGCACCCAGGACGGUGGCCGUCAAAUGCGUCAAAAAUUUUGCCGAUGCUAAUCAACAUAAGCUGCUUAUGGAGGAAGCUGCCAUACACGGUUCCGUUGGGCGACAUCUGAACAUUGUCAAUCUUCUGGGAAUAGUUUUAGCUGAGCAACUGCAUCUUCUGUUGGAAUACUCACCAUUCGGCAGUUUGCUCAAGUAUCUUCGUGAUCAGGGCAAGCUUUCCCGGAAAUCCGAGGGCAGUGAAUUGCGCUAUGUCAACGCUGCCGUGUGUGACCCAACAACCGACACAGUUGGCUGUGAUCUCCCUACGCCUGCAGAAUAUUCUCUACUUAACCGCGAAUUCAUCAACUUCACAUACCAAAUUAGCCGCGGGAUGGAGUAUCUGGCCCUUCACAGUGUUAUUCACAGAGAUCUGGCUGCUCGAAAUAUUCUGGUUUACGACAACAAGAUUCUGAGAAUCUGUGAUUUCGGAUUGGCCAAACAGAAGUCGGAAUAUUAUAGAAUGGCUGACGCUCAGAAUGCCAAAAUUCCAGCCAGAUGGAUGGCACCGGAGAGUUUACAAGACAGGAUCUUCACAGAGAAAACUGAUGUGUGGUCAUUUGGAAUCGUCAUAUGGGAAAUGUUUUCGUUCGGCAAGGUUCCUUAUCACGACACUUUCCGUCAAAUUGCGCUCCAAGAGUUCACGUCAGCACUGCAUGAAGGCCUGAGACCUGUAGCGCCACCAAACUGUCCGGAAGAGGUGUGCAAAAUUAUGGAACAGUGCUGGAGAUAUGACGCUGCGCAGAGGCCAAGUUUUACCUCGUUGGUUCAGACUAUUGAAACGCUUGUUGACCGCGACGCUCAAAACCAUUACGUGCAAUUAAACCAACCAUACGUGAUUUUUAAUCAAAACAACUGUGCAGCGCCUAAUCUACUGGAAACGGACAGAUGAUCUUUAGCUUACCGCAAUAACAUUUUUUUGAAAACCUUUGUACUAGUAUUUUCCAUUUUUUUCUUACAACAUUUUAUAGGGUUUGCCGGUCAAGGGAUAAUUAAAUCUGUUGCACUGCACUUUAAGUGUGGAUCAUAUUGCUAAGCUUGGAGGAAAAAUAUAAUUGCCGGACAUUAUUUUGCGCUUUGUGACUCCGUUCGUUGCUGUUUCCGGUAGUUGCCUUAAGCUUAUUUCCUCUAUCUAAUGAAUGCCGACUAAUAAGUUUUUAUUUCAACAGAUUACCGAUAUUUUGCCCGAAAUAUAGUUGGUAACUGUAAAUUAAGCAAAAGAAUGGCGUGCAGAAUUUAGUUAAU